This is a messenger RNA of Lontra canadensis (Northern American river otter), 972 nucleotides long. Its product is annotated as vomeronasal type-2 receptor 1-like. Lineage: Eukaryota; Metazoa; Chordata; Mammalia; Carnivora; Mustelidae. The record is from RefSeq and is a predicted model, not a curated record. Gene Ontology annotation, cellular component: membrane. Gene Ontology annotation, biological process: G protein-coupled receptor signaling pathway. Gene Ontology annotation, molecular function: olfactory receptor activity; G protein-coupled receptor activity.
AUGGCAGGAAACACUUUAGUCAAAAGGGAGUGUGAACAAUGUGGUGUUUUUGACUAUUGGUCAAAUGCACAAAAGAGCUAGUGUGUGCUGAAAGAGGUGGAAUUCCUUGCUUACAUUGAGACCCUGGGAUUCAUGCUUGCUAUUCUGUUUGGGGUGCUUGUGGUCUUGGCAGUCACAAUUGUGUAUAUGAUAUACAGGCAGACUCCAUUCAUGAAUGCCAAUGACCGGGAGCUGAGCUUUCUCAUUUCGUUUUCUCUUGUCAUCAUACUGCAGUCUUCCAUGCUUUUCAUUGGCAAGCCAUACAACAGGUUCUGCAUGACCUGCCAAGUCACUUUGGCAAUGGAUUUUUCUCUUUACCAGUCUUGCAUUCUUGGAAAAACUAUUUCGCUGUUUCUAGCUUACAGAAUUUCUAAAUCCAAAACCCGACUUAUAUCCAUCCAGUCCCUUUAUCGAAAAAUUAUUGUACUGAUCUCUGUUCUAGUUGAGAUUGGCAUAUGCACAGCCUACUUAGUAUUGGAGCCCCCAAGAUUGUACAAGAACAUGGAAUGUAAUGAAGGUGCUAUAGAGUUUUUGUGUUCUAUGGUUGGAAUCGAUGUCUUCCUGGCCUUGCUAUGCUUUCUAACAACUUUUGUUGCUUGCCAAUUGCUGGAUAAUUACUAUGAAGGAAAAUGCAUCACAUUUGGAAUGCUGGUCUUUUUCAUUGUCUGGAUCUCUUUUGUCCCUGCUUACUUGAUCACCAAAGGCAAGUUCAAAGUAGCUGUGGAAAUAUUUGCAAUCUUGGCAUCCAGCUACAGUUUGUUGGGUUGUAUAUUUGCUCCCAAGUGUUUCAUUAUUUUGUUGAGGGCAGGAAGGAACACUGAUGAAAUUGUUGGUGGGGGUGUUCCAACCAUAGAUAAGGGCAUCCAACUGACUUCAGCCUCUGUGAGCAGUAAGCCUAAUAAUUCCACAGCAUCAAAUGUUCUGGAUGAUUAG